AUGAGAAGAAUCAAGACCCUUUAUGGAGUUGUUGAACAUUAUAUAUUUUUCUCUGAAGUAGGCAUUGGGAUCUCCUUCAACAUUAUCCUCUUCCUCUUCUACCUUUUUGAGUUCCUUCUUGAACGCAGGCUCCGGAUCAUUGACCCACUCAUCAGUGUCUUGGCCCUCAUCCACCUUGGGAUGCUAACAGUCAUUGGGUUCGCAGCUGCUGACAUUCUUGCAUCUCAGAAUAUGUGGAAUGACAUCAAGUGUAACUCCCUGCUUCACUUGUACAGGCUUUUGAGAGGCCUCUCUCUUUGUGCCACCUGCCUGCUGAGCAUCCUUCAGGCCAUCAUCCUCAGCCCCAGAAGCUCCUGUCUGGGAAAGUUCAAACCUAAAUCCCCACAACAGAGCCUGUGCCCCCUUCUCGUGCUGUGGGCCUUCUACAUGUCCUGUGGUGCUCAGUUCUCCUUCUCCUAUGUUGCUGAGUACAAUGUCACCUCACAUGGUCUCAUAUUUGUCACAGAAUCUUGCAUUAUUUUACCGAUGGAGUAUAGCAGCAGACCCUUAUUUUCCAUACUGAGGAUAUUUCGAGAUGUGUCCUUUCUAGGUCUCAUGGCCCUUUCCAGCGGGUACAUGGUGGCUCUUUUGUGCAGACACAAGAAGCAGGCUCAGUACCUUCACAGAUCCAGCCUUUCUGCAAAACUGUCCCCAGUGCAAAGAGCCACCAGGACCAUCCUGCUGCUCAUGAACUUCUUUGUCCUGAUGUACUGUUUGGACUGCAUCAUAUUUGCCUCAAAACUGAUGCAGGACAGUGCCCCAAUCCACCACAGUAUCCACAUGAUGGUCUCCAAUGGCUAUGCCACCGUAAGCCCCUUGCUGUUCAUUGGCACUGAGAAACGAAUUGUUGUCUUCUUACAAUCCUUGGUGGGGAGGACAGAAAAUGCUUAA
Meriones unguiculatus (Mongolian gerbil) is the source of this 930-nucleotide messenger RNA. Its product is annotated as vomeronasal type-1 receptor 90-like. The record is from RefSeq and is a predicted model, not a curated record. Gene Ontology annotation, cellular component: membrane. Gene Ontology annotation, biological process: G protein-coupled receptor signaling pathway. Gene Ontology annotation, molecular function: pheromone receptor activity. Lineage: Eukaryota; Metazoa; Chordata; Mammalia; Rodentia; Muridae.